Messenger RNA from Pisolithus orientalis, 1297 nucleotides. RefSeq lists its product as uncharacterized. The record is from RefSeq and is a predicted model, not a curated record. Lineage: Eukaryota; Fungi; Basidiomycota; Agaricomycetes; Boletales; Pisolithaceae. Gene Ontology annotation, biological process: canonical NF-kappaB signal transduction. The transcript is spliced from 2 exons. The coding region runs from base 100 to 1083 and encodes 327 amino acids.
UGCUGGCCGUGCCAUGGAGGCGAGGGGCCCAAGAUAUAAGUUACCUCCAGAUGGCCAUCCCAGUAUCUCCUUUUCAAAUCACCUUUAGGCUGAUCAGCGAUGUCGACCAUGGAAGCAGGCUUCCAGUACCGGGCCCACACUCUGAAGUCAUCCCCCCACGAUUAUCACUCUAAAGUAGCCGCUACACACUCUAAGACAGGGCAAACUUACCCAACGCCACAUCCUACGCUUCACUUCCAGUUUCCUCGGUGGUCUAACGCAAAAUACCACUACAGAGCAACCACUCCGAACCCAGUGUACCGGAAGGACUUGUCGGAAACGUGGAGACGGGAACGGGGCACAAGCGGAUACAGCCCUCGCGGGCACUCAACGGAGGAAUGGGUCAAUGAACAAAUUCACUUCACCGAUCGUUCGAAUGACCGGCAGCCAAGCCAGCCGUUGGACAAGGAGCAAUUAAGACGGCGGAUGUGGGAUGAAUUGUUGUACCAGUAUGAAACGGAGGCGCAGAAGUGGAUGAAGCACGAAUCAGGAAUGGAGAAAGGGGACCAGGAACGAGAGCCAGACGACAAAAAGAGGGCUAUACGAGAAGAUAUCUCCAAGAUUGAAGCCAGGGUGCGACAGAGACGGGAUAGUGAGAGGCAGGCAAUUGCAGAGGAGCGGAGGAGAUCUGUCGAGAAGGCGAUGGAGAUGCGGAGGAAAGAACAGGAACGAUUGAACAGGGCAGCCCUAGAAGCGUGGAACAGCUACGAAUCACGGUGGACCGCAAUAAUGUCCAGUUGCGAGGCUCUCAGUUUCGAAGAAAUCCCGUGGCCUGUUCUCGUCCCUCCACGAGAAGCGGCAGACGUCACUGCGGACAAGAUCUCCACGUUCAUUCUGCAUCCUGCACACUCGUCACAUCAAUCUCGAAAAGAGAGAAUACGCUCAGCACUGCUGCGAUGGCAUCCGGAUCGCUUCCGUCGCUUGUUUCAAAGAAUUCCGGAGUCGGAACGUAAGGCAGUUGAAGAGGGUAUCUGUGCGGUUACCAGGUGCCUCAACGACCUACUGGUAGUGAAAGAACGUAAGGCCAAUGUACAGGGUAAAUAAAGUGAUCGGCGAAGCCCGUCCUGCAGCAGUGCUGCAGACUAUGGACUUCCAUCGUACUUACAAUAGGUGUAGGAGUACCUAAGGAAAUGAUUGUCUUCCGUCGGGUGUUUGGUUUGCCUAGGGAGUACUUGUAAGCUAUCAUGUAUUUCGUUACAAGUGGUGACGGCGACCUUUGUCACAUACGUCGUCACGCCAAGCAGCUGAGCACCCAGUG